GCCGUUUCCAGGGGAGUUUUGCUCCAAAUUGAAUUCUGCGAAUCAGUUGGCUUUCGGACGAGCUCUUCCAUUGUUGUCAUUCCUGGGUUGUGUGGAUGGAAUCGGCUGCGUUGGUCGAGUUCGACGGUGCCGCUAUUGCUCCGACCAGAUCACACAAUAGUUCAUCAUGUUCGGACAGUUGCAGAAGUGUUGGACCUCGAUCAGGCUUCUGCAAAUCAGUUGAACUCGAGCCCGCCUGUUCAAGGGAAGAGCUUCCCACUGCCGGAGGUAAGGUGUUGGGUUGUGGGUCUGUUAUCGACUCGCUUCCCAGAUUGCCAGCCAACUCUCCCUCUCAUACUCUGCUUUGUUGACGAAAAACAAAGGCGCACAACUCCAUCGGACAGCUCUUCCUCAACGAGCUUGAUCUCCAGCUGCUGCUCCUUAUUUAAAACCUCCAUCGCCAGCAGCAGUUCCUCUUUGAUAAACCGUUAAUUUCACAUGUUUUUACCCCUAUUCUUGAGCCGUUUGAGAUGUUGAUUCUCGUGUUUUAGGCCGAUUUCACGCUAGGUUGUGCUUGUUUGUGAUAUUUCAGGUCCUAGUACGUGAAUGAAGGCUUGGGAGCGAGUUCGGGGUCGAUUGGACGAAGAUCGGACGUGUGGCGAGUAGCUGAGGAAGCCACACGGGCACAAAUAAAUCCCACACGGCCGUGUAAGGAACCAAUGUGGCCGUGUGGGAUUGUGCGAGGCUUCACACGGGCAGACUAGGGAUCCUACACGGCCGUGUGUCCCUGGCCGUGUAGGUAGCCUGAAGUCCAAUUAAUCAAAACUCGGUGUUUUAACUCUCACACGGGCAUCUGGGUAAGCCACACGGCCAUGUGGCCUGCCCGUGUGCAUCGGGAAUUCUGGUUUUAACCCAAUUUCGAGCCACAAGUGAGGGGAUCGACUUUGGAGAGAAAAAACAGAGUUUUAGAGAGAGAAAGGGCGAAGAACAAACUCUAGGAGCUAUUUGGAGUGGAUUUCUCACCAUUGAAGCCCAGAUUGCGUCCCCAGGAGCGAAGAUUGACAUCCCAGAGCAGAUUUUCCUCAUUUUAUGAGUAUGACUACUCCGAUUUCUGUUUUCCUCUCUCUCUCUCUAUGGAGUAGAACCCUUCUCUCACUUGGGUAUGAAGAACCCUUGUUCCAUGUGUUAGGAUCUUGAUUGUAAUGACUUGGGAUGAUGAUACUGUUUGGUUUUAAUCGAAUGGUGCAUGAUUCAUUGAAUUGAUUGAAGUCUGAUCAGCUUUUCUUGAUUUCUGCUGCAACCUGAGAUAGAUAGAAUCUGAUUAGGUUGUGAGAGCUUCUUCAUUCGGUAGUUGUAGAUUGGCUAUACAAGAGUUAGUCCGUCUACUGCUUUGUACUGGAAUCCAAUUCCAGUAGUGGAGUUCUGUGCUUAUUGCUUCAGCUUUCUAUCCCGGUGAAGACUAGUCGUCUACCGGGUAGUUAGACUAAGAGGCCUUGGUAAGCUUAAGAGAUUCCAAGCUACUGUCGGAUCUUCCGCAGUCUAAUCAACGGUAAAUCAACCCAGGGUAUUUACAAUUGAGACCUAACUAAGGAGCUAGGGGGACUCAUUCCCGAGUGACUCUUCCUUUGCUUGAGAAAACCGAAUCAAUUCCUGCUUUCUUUCUACUUUCAGUUAAGACCAAAAUCAAUCGACUUAGUUUGCUAGAUAAUAGAUAAUCACGUCGUAGGCAGUAGAUCUAGACCCCGGGUUGAUAUUUAGAACUUGCCACUUUACUGCAUUCCCGGACUGCGAUUACACUUGGUCGCAGUUUGGUGUUGUGUUUUGGCGUGUCAAGUUUUUUGGCACCGUUGCCGGGGAACCUCUAGGUUAUUGGGGAAACGUGAAAAUUUGUUACUCUAGCUUUACUGCAUUUUAUCUCUUCCACCUGUGUGCCUUCACGGGUUGCUUCUACUGAUUGUGUGCAGGUAGUGCAUGACCCGUAGCCAGUCGGGAGAUCUACUACCAUUAGACCAGGAGCUUGAACGAACCUGCAGGAACUUCAAGCAGGCUCUAAAGGCGUGACUGGCUGUGGAGGAGCAGACUAUGGGAUACUACUGGAGCGCUAGAGCCGCGGACAUGAGGUCACCCAUUCAACACCCUCAUGUACCAGCAAAUAAUUUUGAGGUGAGGACCUCUGUAAGCACCAUGCUGCGAGGUUCGGUGGUGUUCCGUGGCCAAGAGAGGGAGUGCCCACAAUCAUAUCUUAGGCGAUUCCACGAGUUCAUCGAUGGAAUCAAGAUAAAUGGGGUCCCAACAGAUGCCAUCAAGCUGAGGUACUCCCCGUUUACUCUGGAGGGGCAGGCCAAGGAGUGGCUAGACACUCGACCUCCAGGCUCUAUCACCACGUUCUCCAACCUGGCGGACAAGUUCCUCACCCGCUACCAUCCUCCGUCCAAGACGGUGGACCUGCAGAAGCAGAUUACCCAUUUUGCUCAGGAUGAAGACGAGACCAUCCGGGACGCUUGGGAGAGAUACAUCAGUCUCUUCUAUCAUGCCCUCUUCCCAGAGGACAAGCAGCUGAUUGAUUCGGUCUGUGGCCGGAAUAUACUCACCAAAACACCGCCCCAGCUAAAUCAACUUUUUGAGGAGAUGGCAGAGCAGGGCUAUGACUGGGGAACUGCGAGGAGAUCGAGACGAGCACCAGGACAGGGUGUGCAUGUUGUAUCCACCCAGUCAUCUGAUUUGGUGCAGGUGGUAUCGAAGCUGGUUUCAGCUAUCGCUCGUUCCGGGAUGAUUGCACGUACCGAACAGAAGCAGACGAGGCUCUGCCAGUGGUGUGAGAGUUCUCAUCAUACCGUGGAGGAUUGCCAGGCGAUGAGGGAGUCUUCUACUCCCCAGGAGCAGCUGGACUUCAUCGGCAAUGCCAGGCGCUUCGAUCCCUACAGCAACACUUACAACGAGGGGUGGCGCCAGCAUCCUAACUUCUCCUGUGGUGGGGCAAAUUCCAGACCACAAGUCCCCCAGGGACCUCCUGUCUUCUAGAGGCCUCCUUACCAGCCCAGACAAGGGCAAUUUCAGCAGCCACAACAUCCAGUUGAGCAGACAGGGCAGCACCUGCAGCCCCAGCGCAGAGUGACCCGAUGGCGAAACUACGAGAUCUGGUGGGUUCUCUGGCCACCUCUAGUGCAAACAAGUUCAAUAACAUCGAGCAGUUCAUGGAGAAAGCUUCAAGAAAAUUCAUGGAGGUAG
Molecule: messenger RNA, 3207 nt
Organism: Linum trigynum
Lineage: Eukaryota; Viridiplantae; Streptophyta; Magnoliopsida; Malpighiales; Linaceae
Source: the annotation of a GenBank genome assembly